Molecule: messenger RNA, 4168 nt
Organism: Calidris pugnax (ruff)
Lineage: Eukaryota; Metazoa; Chordata; Aves; Charadriiformes; Scolopacidae
Gene: TMX3
Product: thioredoxin-related transmembrane protein 3
Exons: 16
Coding region: 37-1404 (455 amino acids)
Biological process (GO): peptidyl-cysteine oxidation
Cellular component (GO): endoplasmic reticulum
Molecular function (GO): protein disulfide isomerase activity
Source: RefSeq, a predicted model, not a curated record
GCUUCCCCUUCCGGCCGUGCCGGGGCUCCUGUCAACAUGGCAGCGGCGGGCGAGCGGCGGCGGCGCCUCCUCUGGGUGGCAGUGGUAGCACACGUGGUGGCGUCCGGUGCGGGAUUUGUGGAGGACCUGGAUGAGUCGUUUAAAGAAAACCGUAAAGAUGAUAUUUGGCUUGUAGAUUUUUAUGCACCUUGGUGUGGCCACUGCAAGAAACUGGAGCCUGUGUGGAAUGAAGUGGGUAUAGAAAUGAGAAACAUGGGCUCUCCAGUAAAAGUUGGGAAGAUGGAUGCAACUUCCUUUUCUAGUAUUGCAUCUGAAUUUGGAGUGCGAGGCUAUCCAACAAUUAAGCUCUUGAAAGGUGACUUGGCAUACAACUAUAGAGGACCUAGAACUAAAGAUGAUAUCGUUGAAUUUGCUAAUAGAGUAGCAGGACCGCUUAUCAGGCCACUUCCUAGCCAGCAUAUGUUCGAGCACGUGCAAAAGAGACAUCGUGUACUUUUUGUGUAUGUUGGUGGUGAAUCUCCUUUAAAGGAAAAAUACAUUGAAGUUGCUUCAGAACUAAUAGUUUAUACAUACUUUUUUUCUGCCUCAGAAGAUGUGCUGCCUGAGUAUGUGACGUUGCCUGAAUUGCCAGCUGUUCUGGUCUUCAAAGAUGGAACUUACUUUGUUUAUGAUGAGUAUGAAGAUGGUGAUUUGUCAUCCUGGAUAAACAGAGAAAGAUUUCAAGGUUAUCUUACUGUGGAUGGCUUUACGCUAUAUGAGCUUGGAGAUACAGGAAAACUUGUGGCUAUUGCAGUCAUUGAUGAUAAAAACUCUUCAGUGGAACAUACCAGACUAAAAUCUAUUAUUCAGGAAGUUGCUAGAGAUUAUCGAGACCAUUUUCACAGGGAUUUCCAGUUUGGCCAUAUGGAUGGAAAUGAUUACAUUAAUAGUUUACUAAUGGAUGACUUGACAAUCCCUACUAUCGUUGUAUUGAAUACCUCCAAUCAGCAGUAUUUUCUACCAGAUAGGCACAUUGAGAACACAGAAGACAUGGUUCAGUUUAUUAACAAUAUCUUGGAUGGUACAGCUGAAGCACAGGGUGGUGAUGGACUUCUGCAACGAGUCAAGAGAAUAAUCUAUGAUGCCAAGUCUACUGUCGUGUCUGUGUUCAAGAGUUCACCACUUCUGGGAUGCUUUCUCUUUGGGUUGCCCCUGGGGGUCAUCAGCAUUAUGUGUUAUGGAAUCUGCACAGCUGAUACGGAUGGAGGGAUCGAUGAACAUGAGGCAGCUAAAAAGGAAAACGGUGACCAGGAGCUGACGGACGAAGGCAGUGAGGAGGAACAGGAGGAAAAGAACGGAAAAUAUACAGAACUUUCAGAUGGAGAGCUUAAACAGAAAGACAUAAUGGAAAAGAAAAAAGACUAACUUGUUUAGCAAAAGAAUUCUCUAGAAUUUCCAAAUAGACUUAUUUAUUGAAGGUAGUCAUUUAUUGAUGAUCUUCAUGAAAGAGGACCUUUUUGUCUGCAUUAUGGUAGUUUUGACUUGCAUGUAUUCAAAUUUUCUCAGAAAUUGACAGAAAAAAGUAUAUGGAUGUUCUCUUAAUUGUCUUUAAUAGAUUAAAAAAGAGCAAUUUAAACUGAAGGAAUUUGCGGGUACAAUUCUACACUGUUUUGGUUUUUUUUAAUUUUUGAAUUGCUCAUUUCCAGAACAGUGAGAUAAAGAUGAUAUCUCACCUUGAUGUAUGUGAUGAACUACUUCUAUGAACUAUUCAUUCAUAUAAAAUUAAAGCUGAAAAAUAAGAAAGAUUAAGAGAUCUGUAAAGUCUUUCAGACCCUGAUAGCUAAAGACAACUUAGAGUUUUCCAAGAAGUCACGUGCCCUACCUGUUACACACUAUUUUGGAAAAAAAACCCAACUUUUCUGUUUUCUCAAGUUAAAUGUAAGUUAUUAAGAAUUAGAGGACUGUUUUACCAUGUAAUAAUAUAAUUAUUGGCAGUCAGAAAUGUUUACUUGAUAUAGGAUGCGGGAGAUAUAUGCAAAAUUAAGUCUUCAUUAGUGCUUUAGCAGCUGAAAAUACUGAAAAACUACGUUAUAAACAUUUUAGAACAUGGUUACCUGUUAAAUUGUUUUGUAUGUGUGCUUACACAAACUUGUAGUGCAGACGAUCUUUGUUUUCUGAAUCCAAAGUAAAACUGAUAAAGGAAGACACAAAUAUAAGCACCCUCUGACUACACUUAACUCUCCAAUGACAAGCUUUUUGAAUGGUGUACAUUUGCUUCACGGUAUUUGGUUCAGAUUGUUAUAUAUCUUUGAGCUAGUUGGUGUUGAUACUUUUGUUUGAGACUGUUACUUGCUCUGAAGGUGGGAGUUAAUGGAGCAUAAGGUUAACAUUCAUAGAGAUUGGUCAGAAUAAUUCCUCUUUUUCUUUUACCUAUUUAUUCAUAAAAGUCCCUUUUAAUACAACUCUGUGACUGUGCAAAGGACUAAUUUUUUCUAGGGUUAAAAUCUCCAAGGAUAAGCUAUAAAAUAGCCUUUGGCAUUGAUGUCAUGGAGAAUACCACAGAAAUAAAACUUACAUUGCUCUUCCUCUUAGUAUUCAUGCUGGGUUUCUCCUAUUUUUUUUUUUUUUAAUAUUUUAAAGGCUGCAUUACUGUAUAAUACAGGUUAUGACAUCCUCCUUAUAAGGCAGCUUGAUCACAUAAGAAAUUACUAUGUUAUAGCACUAAAUCCAGGAAUUUUAAAUAAAAAACCACGGGUAAGCCUAAGUAGAAAAGUUCUAUGUUUGAGUUAACCUGGUGAUGAUAGAAGUCAUAACCAGGGAAAAUGUAUUGCAUCCUUUUUGCCUCUAGGAAAGAAACUUCUUUCUUCUGUUUAAGUAGCUUGGUAAUAGCUGGCUUCAUGUUGCAGUACAGAGUACAGUAAGUAGAUGCCUGACAUCAUAGAUUUUUAUCAUGCAGUAUAAACAAUAUCUAAGGAGAUUAGGUUGGUUUGGUUUUUUGUUAUUUUAUUUUCUUUUUUUCAGAAAAAUUCCACCCCUGAUUUUGUGUCCAACCUUUUCCCUUUUGGGAGGAGAGGAAAAAAAUGAGUUUGUAAAAUACUGAGUAGCAAGUGUCUUACAUGGAUUUUUUUCCAUUUUUGUUCUUUUUCCUGUUAUGAAUUGCCUUUUUUCAUUUUUUUUUAAUUAUUAUUAUAGCUAGUUAUAUGUAGUGACUUGAGUUUUCUUGCUUUUCAAUUUUUGGCAGAAUCUUUUAGGUGUAGUUUUAGUAUAUUUGAAGAGUGAGAUGUUUAAAAAUGUGUUUAGAACUUUUUUUAACAUGGUGUAGAAUCUUGUGUUGUUUAAAAAAUAAUAAAAAUCCCUUAAUAACCAGCCUGCAGAUUUCUUUGGACUUUAGCACGACUCAGUGCUGAUAAUCAAAAUGUAGGACUCCAAAGGCAGUAAUUUGAUUUCUUGAUUCGUCCCUUUUGUUAAGAUUUCAAAUACAGAUCCAUUACAUAGUUAAUUUUGGCUCGGGCAGGAAACCUGCAGUUUUUGACUUAAGGAAAAAAACCUGAAGUGGUCAUUGAAACACUGCUGUUCCUUCCAGGGUAUGCAGUUAAAAAAAAAUAUAUAUAUAAAAAAUUCUGAAUCCUGCUGCACUGUUUCAACUAUGAGCCUUUGGUUUUGUGGAUAUUUUUGUGUUUAUAACGAGUAGAAGCCAAAUAACUUGCUGAGAAAUCUGAGGUACGGACAUGAAUAUGAUAAAUACUGUGUGAGGAACAGAUCGCACCAGGAUCUGCUAAAACUGUGACAUUUAACUGCUCGAGUUGGGAGGAAAGCGUGCGUCAGUCACUUCUGAACUGUCAUAUCUAUCAGAUGUGUACUCAACUGUUGAAAGUUAAACUUGAAAUGUACUGCCAUUUUCACCAAGUCCUUCUCCCAGAUAUAUUCAAGAAGACCCAGGGAGAAGAAAAUCAUACAAGUCAUAUACCAGGUGCCAGCAGUGAUGUGAAAUUCAGGGCUUUGCUGUGGCCACUCAGUCUGGAAUGCUGGCUGACAAGAGGAUCUGGCAUUUUAUUUUGUUUUUCUUUAGUCUUUAAAGGUUUCUUAAAGCAACUUCACUGUAGUAACUUCAAAUUAAUGAAAUAAUGCUGCUUUUUUAAGUCAAGUGUAAGCCUUUUGGUUUUUUUCUGUAAUAAAAAUAUUUAAAAGA